Molecule: messenger RNA, 6396 nt
Organism: Pecten maximus
Lineage: Eukaryota; Metazoa; Mollusca; Bivalvia; Pectinida; Pectinidae
Biological process (GO): carbohydrate metabolic process
Molecular function (GO): hydrolase activity, acting on carbon-nitrogen (but not peptide) bonds
Source: RefSeq, a predicted model, not a curated record
GUUAACGGUACAGGUCCUGUUGUGUUUACUCCAGAGCCGGGGCAUUGGGCCAUUUCAGUUAUGAAUUACGUCACACAGGCAGUUGCUCCGGCUGGGAGACAAUAAGACUUUGACAGCACAGAUCUACGCGUGGACGAUACAGAAAUCAUGGCUCGGAUUAACGGCCUUUUAUCUUUAUUUCGGAGGACAGUGAAGUGUUAUUUAUUACUGUCAGCAGUUUUGAAUGCAGUAGUAUCUCUAAAUCCUCAGACUUGCCGUGAAUGUAUAUUACGUAAUACGUGUCGUCCGCCAGCGUGCUCGUGCUGCAACGACCACAUGCCGAUAUUGUCAAGAAACAAUACUCCACAGAUGGUGUUUUUCACUUUUGACGAUGCUAUCACUCCCUACGUAGCAAAUUUCUACAGGGAACUUUUUGAUUCGAACAGAACAAACCCAAAUGGAUGUCCGAUUAAAAUGACCCUUUUUGUUUCGCAUGCAAAUACUGUGUACAGUCUCGUCAACGAAUUUUACAAAAAAGGUAUGGAAAUUGGUGCACACAGUGUCUCUCACGGACACAUGAACAAGCUGACAUUUAAAUCAGAAGCGAAGCUACAGAAAGAAAAUAUAGCAAGAAAGGCGGGUGUUCCAAUGUCGGAAAUCAAGGGAUGGCGCAGUCCUUUUUUGGAACCUAUUGGAGACCAACAGCCUAAGUCACUCAAUGAACUAGACUACACCUAUGACGCCACGCUAACCAUAAGCAAGAAGGGAUUGAAGAAGCCUCCAAUACCAUUCACAUUAGAUUAUGGGUGGCCGUAUGACUGUAAAAUCAAACCAUGUCCAGCUUCCGCUCACAAAGGAUUCUGGGAAGUGCCAGUGAUCUCUGUAAUGGACCACUUAGAACGAUUUGAUUGUGUUUACGUCGAUGGCUGCCAUACACCACCUCCAGACGAGGAAACUGCAUUUAAAUUUCUGUGGGAUAAUUUCAAUACGUAUUACAGUGGUAACAGGGCACCUUUUGGAAUGAAUAUGCAUGCGUCGUGGUUUUACUAUCCCGACCGGCUGCGAGCUAUGGACAGAUUCAUCAAGGUUCUCAGCAAACUACCCGAUGUGUACAUUGUGUCGGUAAGUCAGGUCAUUGAUUGGCUAAAGAAACCCACUACACUGUCUGAUAUGCAUAAUUUUAAACCUUGGGGUUGUAAAAAUCCAAAAAUAACAACACAACAUCAUCGCCGUAAAAUGUCAAUGCCUAGUGUAAAAACUCCUAGCAGACUUAACAGAAACAAUUUCUUACACAAUCAUGCUGAACAACAAAGAAAACUGCGAGCCCAGCAGGCUAAACUCAAUUUUAUGCGGCGACAAAAACAAAGAGAACAGGAACAAAAGAGGUUGUUUCAACAACACGGCAUACAAAAUUCACAGCACAGUGGUAUUCAACAACAAAGCACAGCUCAGAAGCAGAAUAAGAUUCCAAUAUCUACUGGUACUCUAGGUCGUCAGCAGUACAUUUGGCUGCAGCGACAAAGGGCUAGACCAAAAUUUAAUGCGCGGAAGCAAAGUCCUAUUAGAAAAUCGCGAAUCACCUGGCAGCAAGCAUUAAGACAUCAGGUAAUGCAUCACGUGCAACAGAGCGUGCCUUCGACGACACCAAAGAGCGUAGUGUGGGAACCUUUGGCAAUUACGAAACCUACUAUGCCUUCAAAGGAAAAAAUCCAAAAACAGAAGGAAGAGAUGCUGAUGAAAAGGAAAAGACAACAAUUAGAAGAACAAAAGAGACUAAUGAAAGAGCGUCAAGCCGCCGAACAGAAAGUAAUAGCAGAAGAACAACGCCUAGAAGUGAAAAAACGCCAAGAUGCACUCAUGCAUGCCAAAAAGGAAAGCAUGAUUAAGUCGAAGCACAUGCUGCCUAACAAUAACAUUGGGAACAGUAAAACUGUAUCUCAACAGAAAAAUACUAUUCACUCUAAAAAGGAACUGAGAGAACUUUUGCGUUUCGCUGAGAAUAAUCUCGUUCAAUCGCGUCUUCUGUUUGGUGUUGGAAAACCGCAAGAGACAAAACCAAAAGAUUUGUCUGAAUUAAAACAGACAUUUCGAAAUGUCCAGCAACAGGCAGUAGUCACAACAACAGCUGCGCCGGUAAACGAAGUUACAACUGAAACUACUACUUCUACUACUGCAUCAACAUCAUCAACAGCAACAACAAAUCAGGAAAUGUCGUUAGCGACAGAGGCUAUCAAUGCACACAACUUCCUUUUCGACAGUUUUCAUGACGUUGUUGGCAACAACAAAGAACUGUGGACUUGGGCUAUUCCUAAAAAACGUCAGAGCAAGAAAGUUGUGAAAAUGCAAUCGACACUACCGCCGAUAAAGGUUGCUACAACAGGAGGUUUUAUUGAUUUUAAUCCUACCAAUGUGUAUUCAUCAGUUCGUACUGCGAAGGAAAAGUCUUCCAAGCAACAAAGUACAGUGGCACCUCUUUUCAAAGCCAAGUCUGUGCAAUAUUCUAUCCCAGAAGAAGCCACGCUUAUUGAACCUAACAGGGGUUUAGACAGGACAAUUACACCUCUUUCUCUAGGCGCUAAACUACCAACAAUGCACCCUGUUAUUCCCAGAGAGGCAUGCAAUCAAGGGGUCACAUGUUCUUUGCCAGACUGUAAUUGUUUGUCCUCGAUCACACCAGGCAAUCUAAAAUCCACAGAUAUUCCUCAAAUCAUAUACAUUACUAUCGACGGAGAGAUCAAUUUUUCGGGUUUCACUAAAAUGCGUUCAUUGUUCUCUCGUCAACGGAAGAAUCCUAACGGAUGCCCUAUUGGGGCGACCAUGUUUGUAUCGCCCACUGGAUCUAGUGUUCGCUUAGCAGACCGCAUAUAUAAAGAUAAUGUCGAAAUCGCUCUUCAAGGCCUUGAACCUACAAGCGGAAAAUCAUUUAACACUGAAAUCAACGAUUAUAGGACAAAGCUAUCGAAGGCAACAUCCUUCCUGCCAAAUCAAAUCACCGGUUAUAGAGGUCUAGACUUCAAAUCGUUAACCGACAACGAUAUGCAAGUUUUGCAGAAUAAAUCUAUGUACGAUUCCUCAAUGGUAACUAAAGCAAAGGUGUGGCCGUUCACCCUUGAUUUCGGAUGGAAAGGAAAGUGUGAAAACGGCGCAUGCCCUAAGGAUACGUAUGCGGGAGUAUGGGAAGUACCUGUGGUACAACUGACGAAUGGCAAGACAAAGGAAAGCUGUAAUUAUGCAGAUGGUUGUAAAAGUCAGCCUAACACAAAACAAGAUACUGUUAACUUUUUGCUUGAAAAUUUUAACCGACAUUAUAAAUCAAAACGUUCACCUUUCGGAAUACAUUUGAGUCAAAAAUGGUUCCACUGGUAUUACCAUCAUAACCUUUCGGGACUUAAUAAAUUCCUGGAUCGUGUGCUGCUAUUGAAAGAUGUGUACAUAGUGUCAGUAUCAAACCUGAUCGACUGGGUAAAGCAGCCCACGGUUCUUAGCCGUCUUAACGAAUUCCAGCCAUGGCAAUGUUUAUAGAAGUAAACCUAAGUAGGUUUUUGGACCAUGUGCUACCGACCGGAAAAACAUCCUAAGUUACUGAAAACUGAGUUAUUAUAACCUCACUGUAGAUAUAUAGAUAUUUACUGACAAUCAGUAACAGGAAGUGCUUAUUUCCGUUAAGUGUUCGUCAGAAUCGACCAAGCGGUUCGGUUACAGGGUUGACACAAGGUUAUCAAACGAGAAAACCGGUGACUAGAAACUAGAACGUUUUGCUAUGAUACAAUGAGUCUGUCCGAAUGUGACUCAAAGCUGGACAUAAGACAUGGCUGGCGGGCUUUUCUGCACCUGUGUAGAAUAUCUGAUCUAUCACUAACACCUUGGCCGAUAAAUGUAUUGACAUGACACCUUAACACCGACGUUAAUGGCCGCCAUGUUCUGUGUGCCGGGCAUAGGUCAAGUAUUUAUCAGGAUGUGUCUGAUCGUAUGACACCUCUUUAUUAUAGUGUGAAUGAUUUGAUUAUUGAGCGUGCAAACGCAAAUCGUUACUUGGGAAUGUUUAAUUUACUUUAUAUAUAUAGUAAAUAUUUAUUUGUUUAUUUGUUUUCCUAUACUCAAUGAGGUGUAUAUGUCAAGUGGAAGCAAUUGUUAUGUGCUGUAAAUUCGAGCAAACAAACAAACAGUAAUCUGACCUUUCCUGGAAAAUAUAAAAGUACAAAUACAUCUUGAAGGGUACCGUUUAAUCAGAGUAUCUUAGUGCUGCCUUUAGAUAAAUUAAUCACGCUAUCCAUUUUCUUUUAUUCUCCUUUCAACUAGGAAUAUAUGGAUGAGCCUCUCAUUUGAAUCAUCUGCAAUGGCAAUAUGCUUAAAUUUCAUUGUUUUAAUAGGCUCGAGCAUUGUAAAAUAUCUAAGCUUAUAUCAAUGCUAAAUUGGUGCCAUGUGGAGUAUAUUUAGUUUCAAAUUUACUCUUAUGAAACGAAUUCAUAAAUAUUCCAUUACUAUAUUAUAUUUAACUAGGUAUAUUGUUCCAUUUAGAAGCCUCUUUUAUCUCAUUUUAUUCUGUAAUUACUGUUUAACAAGAAAAGAGGUAUCAUUUUAAUUCAAGAAAGACUGUUGUAAAUGACAGCUGACUAGAUAGUGUCAUCCUUGUCACUAAUGGUAAUGCCGAACAAAUGCGGGAACAUAAAAUGUAAUAUACAUAAUCACAUCCAUAAGGAAAUGAGGGAUGUAUACAUUAGUAAUGAUCACGCAUUUGCGUCAGGCAUAACCUCCGUUACCGGAAAUCAAAAAUUAUUCCUAUUCUAUGUGAUAAAUUUGUCUUUUUUCCAUUAAAAACUUAUGAAUAUGAAUAUUUAUUGCUUCCCGUUUAUUAUCAUAUAUAAUUAUGUUUUUUUUAAAUAUUGACUAAUUCAUCAGCACACCUAUGGUAAUUUCUUUAUAAAUAUUAAAUAUGCCUUCAGACUCAUUGUAAAUUUAUUAGUCUUUUUUGUUUCUACAAAUUAGCAAACUUUUUUCUUUUCUGGAAUUUUUGAUGAAGUUCCCCAGAUCUUCUGAUAUUGACCUUUUAGGUCAUUUCAGUGUAGAUUAGAGACAUAUCUUGCUGAAUUUAGACACAAAUUUCUUUUUAAGAAAUAUUAUUAGAUAUAAUACUUUGAUAGAAUCUUGCUUUAUUACUAUGGGUAUGAUAUAUGGAAUAUUGUAUCAUCACUUGUAAUUAUAUAGUUAUAUAAAUGUUGACCAAUCAGAAUGGUGCUUUCGCCUCAUUGAAAUCCACCGAUAUUUCUGUUCAGAUGUUAAUGGAGCGAAUAUGUAAUAAGUGGUCAUUUGAAUUUACCAGAUGUUGACAGGAAAUUGUAGAUUUAGGAUGAGUAACCAUUUCAAAAUGACACAUUCUUCUUGUCAAGUGCAACUUUGUUUUAUUUUUCCUUUUAUUUAUUUAUUUUUCAUUAAGGCUGUAAUUGAUAGCAAAUCGUACUGAUGUAAUCAUUUUUUACUCAUUAAUAAAGUAUUUACCUAUGAAAAAUGACGAAAUAAUGACGGAAAAACUACUUUUUUGAAUAAUUUAUUCGAAGCUUUCACCAUAAUAUUAUCAAAACGGUUCAUAAUUACUACCUACCUUCCGUAAUUAUAUUUUAAUGUCUCCAAAAUUCUUUUGAUAAGCCAGACGUGUUUUGUAUAUCAUUACUGUGUCACCAGCCUCGAUUUUUAUUUAUGUUCUGAGGAGUGAAAAAAUAUGCUGACAAAUAGCACGACCUUGUAUAUAAUUAUCAUCAUUGUCAUUUUCUGAGACAGUAAACACGUCAUCACGUGAUUAAUCAUAUUCGCCCGAAAGCUUGGAUGCUACCACCUUGACCAAUAUAGAUACAUUAUGGAGUCAAAAUUUGACAUUUUAUUAUUAAUUGGUAUUUCAAAUUUUCACUAUUUUUAGCAUUUCUUUCUAUGAAAGAACAAUAAAUAUUCAUUUGGACAUUUACCCGAAUUACUCAUUUUUGCUUAUUGUUACUUAAAAUGUUGAAUGCUACCGUGCUGUUAAUGUGAAAUGAUGUGAUUUGGUAAUGAAUAAAAGAUAUAAAAACGACUAUUAUCUUUUGUAUGAAUAUGAGGUGGCGACAGGGUGUGUAUAUUGGUACGUCAAUGUUAACGAAACGAUGAAUUAUAUGUAUAUAUUCAAAUAUUACACGGAUUUAGAUAUAACCAUAAAUAUCAAAUAAAUUCAUAUAGUCAAGAUAGGUCUUGAUUUUUAACGUAUAUACAUCUCAAUUACACUAUCUCUCAUAAUAUUUGAUAGCUUCUACAGUUAGCUGAGAGGAAAUGAAAAGGAAAGAAGAAAAUUCGUAAUUGCAUAAUGUCAGCUACGCCAUAAGUAAACUGAUGACGUGCGGGAACGAAACAGUACAAAGAUGAGCUAAGCAUAAAUAAAUGAAAAUAACAACA